UUAAGAGCUGCAACAGUGCAGUAGUAGCAGAGAUCGCCGGAAAAACUUGGAGGAAAUGCUAAAAUCUUCAUUAUUACUCCUUUUGGGCUUCGCGAUGACGCCACCUGGUUGCGCUACGGUUGCUCAGCCUAUAAUUUGUCGCCCGCAAUCGCAGCGCAACAUCAUCUUUCCCAAGGAAACCUUCGACGAAUGCUUUCUGGAUGAAGAACAGAAGAUUCCAGGAACUUGUAAACCGCUGCAGGAUUGUUCCGCUGCCCUAAAGGAAGCAAUGCCCAAGACCUGUUACUUUGUCAAAUUCGAUCAGUAUGUGUGCUGUGCCUCCAACUCUAGCCAACCUGACGAUGACUCACAGGUGGCGCCAACAACACUAAAGCCGCCCGUAAAACGGAAGAGCGGUAAAGUUUGCGAGGAAUUUAACUUCUUCGUCGCCUCCGUUGUGGGUGGCCGUCUGACCAAACACCGAGAGUUUCCCUUUAUGGCCGCCCUCGGCUGGCGCUCCAACUUCGAUCAAAGCAUUUACUAUCGCUGUGGCGGCAGUCUCAUAGCGCCCAAUUUCGUGCUCACAGCGGCGCACUGCAUCGACUUUGGCGGACAGAGGCCCGUAAUAGUGCGACUAGGCGGCGAUAAUCUGACCGUUAGCACGGAUGCAGUUCCACACGAUCAUCGAAUCCGUCGUAUAUUUAUCCAUCCCGGCUACAACGAGAAUACCGCCUACAAUGAUAUUGCGCUGCUUGAGCUGGAAGAGCACGUGCCACCCAGUCUACGUCCCGUCUGUCUCUGGCAGGAUGCGAAGUUGGCCAAGAAGGAUCUGAUUGCCGUUGGCUACGGGCAGAUAAGCUUUGCGGGUCUCUCCUCGUCGCAGUUGCUCAAGGUGGAUCUACAGCACAUCAGCAACGACCAGUGCCGAGAAUACUACUCACGCGAACAACUACCCAAGGGCCUGGCUGCCAGCCAAGUGUGUGCCAGCGACUUGAGCGGCAAGGCGGACACCUGCCAGGGUGACUUCGGUGGGCCGCUGGUCAUGAGGCUUGAUGACAAUACAUGGUAUCUGGUGGGCAUCACGUCGUUGGGCCAGGGCUGUGCCAUCGGCCCGCCCAGCAUCUAUACGCGCGUGUCCAGCUAUUUGGACUGGAUCAGGAGCACUCCUUGUUUUCGUUACAAUUUCAUUUGUUAA
Molecule: messenger RNA, 1174 nt
Organism: Drosophila mojavensis
Lineage: Eukaryota; Metazoa; Arthropoda; Insecta; Diptera; Drosophilidae
Product: serine protease snake
Exons: 3
Coding region: 56-1174 (372 amino acids)
Biological process (GO): proteolysis
Molecular function (GO): serine-type endopeptidase activity
Source: RefSeq, a predicted model, not a curated record